AUGGCAGCAAUUAGUUUGUUAAAUCCAAAAGCCGAAGUUGCAAGAGCAUCUCAAGCAUUAGCUGUUAAUAUUUCUGGAGCUAAAGGAAUCCAAGAUGUGAUGAAAACUAAUUUGGGGCCGAAAGGAACCAUGAAAAUGUUGGUUUCUGGAGCUGGAGAUAUAAAAAUAACUAAAGAUGGAAACGUAUUGUUGCACGAAAUGCAAAUCCAGCAUCCAACAGCAUCUUUGAUAGCAAGAGCAUCAACAGCUCAGGAUGAUAUGACUGGAGACGGUACUACAACGACCGUACUUAUUAUUGGUGAGCUGAUGAAGCAAGCUGAUUUAUUCAUUUCCGAGGGUUUACAUCCCCGAAUAAUAACCGAAGGUUUUGAGUUGGCAAGAGUUAAAACACUCGAAGUAUUAGAAUCGCUUAAAACUCCAAUUGAGUGUACUAAAGAAGGACUUAUCGAUGUUGCUAAAACAUCUCUGAGAACUAAAAUUCAUCCCAAAAUUGCGGACAAGCUUGCGGAAGUAUGUGUUGAUGCAGUAUUAGCAAUCAAACAGGGCGACCAGCCUAUUGACUUGCACAUGGUCGAGCUUAUGGAAAUGCAGCACAGAACAGCAGCUGAUACCACAUUGGUACGUGGUAUUGUUAUGGACCACGGUUCAAGACACCCCGACAUGCCGAAGAGAAUUGAAAACGCGUACAUACUUACGUGUAAUGUAAGCUUGGAGUACGAAAAAACUGAGGUCAACAGCGGAUUUUUCUACAAAACCGCUGAAGAGCGUGAAAAGCUUGUUGCUGCUGAACGUGAAUUUAUUGACAACCGCGUCAAGAAAAUAAUUGCUUUGAAAAAAAAAUUAUGUACAGGCAAUGACAAAGGCUUUGUUAUUAUCAAUCAAAAGGGAAUUGACCCACCAUCUUUGGAUGCACUCGCUAAAGAAGGAAUCAUGGCUCUUCGUCGGGCUAAGCGUAGAAAUAUGGAACGUUUAGCGCUCGCUUGUGGUGGGACUGCUGUUAAUUCUGUUGAUGAUUUGCAGGAAGAUUCUUUGGGAUGGGCUGGUCUUGUUUACGAACACGUUCUCGGCGAAAACAAAUAUACCUUUGUUGAGGAUUGUAAAAAACCAAAUUCAGUAACAAUUUUAUUGAAGGGGCCUAAUAAGUAUACAUUGGUACAACUUAAAGACGCUGUCCGUGAUGGUCUUAGAGCUAUUAAUAAUGCCAUUGAAGACAAGGCUGUUAUUCCUGGAGCUGGUGCCUUUGAAGUUGUUGCUAGUCGCGCUCUUUCACAAUACAAAGAACAGGUCAAAGGAAAAUUACGGUUUGGAAUUCAAGCUUACAGUGAAGCACUUCUUGUUGUUCCUAAAAUUCUUGCUGUCAACAGCGGAUUUGAUCCUCAAUACACAAUUGUGAAGCUUCUUGAAGAAAGCGCCACUCUUGGUGAACCCGUUGGUUUGGAUAUUAACUCUGGAGAAGCUAUCAAACCUAGCGAUAUGGGCAUUUACGAUAAUUACAUCGUUAAAAAACAAAUAAUCAACUCCUGCACUGUUAUUGCAAGUAAUCUGUUACUUGUUGACGAAAUAAUGCGAGCUGGUCUGUCAUCAUUGAAGGGAUAA
This is a messenger RNA of Cotesia congregata, 1596 nucleotides long. The record is from the annotation of a GenBank genome assembly. Lineage: Eukaryota; Metazoa; Arthropoda; Insecta; Hymenoptera; Braconidae.